Molecule: messenger RNA, 729 nt
Organism: Alternaria postmessia
Lineage: Eukaryota; Fungi; Ascomycota; Dothideomycetes; Pleosporales; Pleosporaceae
Exons: 2
Coding region: 1-729 (242 amino acids)
Biological process (GO): protein insertion into mitochondrial inner membrane
Cellular component (GO): TIM22 mitochondrial import inner membrane insertion complex
Molecular function (GO): transmembrane protein transporter activity
Source: RefSeq, a predicted model, not a curated record
AUGUCUUUUCCAGGAGGAAUAGGAGGGGUUGGCGCAUUGCCAGCCGCCAUGAACCCUAAUGCUGGCAUGAGCGAGCAGGAGCAGCAGAUGGUGAAAGCCAUGCAAAUGGGCAUGGAGUCUUGCAUUGGCAAGACGGUAAUGGCAGGCGUCAUGGGUGGUGGUUUGGGUGCUAUGUUUGGACUCUUUAUGGCCUCGAUGCGAUACGAUACCCCAAUGUCACAACCCCUCGCUGUCAAUACACCGGCUUCUAAGCCUGCCACCGCAGUCUCCGGCACAACACCAACAGCAGGCGUCAAGCCAUCAACCAUAGCUACAAGCAACGUCAACUCCGCUUCCGCAGCUACCCUCACCACAGCGCCCUCUGCGUCCGCCACCGCUACCCUCCCAAAUCCAACCGUUACCGGAGUCGUCGAUGUCAAAGACCUUCCACUCCGCCAGCAACUACGAGCUGGUCUGCGCGACAUGUAUCGAUCCUCUAUUUCCAGUGGACGCAACUUCGCUAAAGUGGGCGCCAUAUUUUCAGGCACUGAAUGCGCCAUCGAGGGCCUACGAGCCAAGAACGACUUGUACAACGGAGUGGCUGGGGGCUGUUUGACAGGUGGAAUACUAGCCAGAAAUGCCGGGCCACAGGCUGUGGCUGUGGGAUGUGCAGGUUUCGCAGUCUUUAGUGCGGCGAUUGAUGCGUACAUGCGUAUGCCAGAAGACGAGAGGAGCAAACCUAUCGCUUAA